UACCCAGAUUCCAUGGAAAAUAAUGUUACUGAAUUUAUACUCACAGGUCUUUCCCAAAAUGAGCAAGUGCAGCAACUAUGCUUCUUUUUGUUUUUACUCUUUUAUAUGAUCCUCAUGACUGGAAAUUUUUUUAUUGUAAUGACUAUCCAAAGGAGCCCAAAUCUCAACUCUCCAAUGUACUUCUUCCUUAGCUUCCUAUCUUUUGUUGACAUCUGCUAUUCCUCUGUUACAGCCCCCAAGCUGAUUAUUGACUUCCAAGCCAAGGUCAAAAGGAUCUCCUUUGUUGGUUGUAUGGUACAGCUCUCUUGUGUCCAUCUUUUUGGUUGUACGGAGAUCUUUAUCCUCACAGUGAUGGCCUAUGACAGGUAUGUGGCCAUCUGUAAACCUCUACGUUAUACAACCAUCAUGGACUGGAAGGUCUGCUCCAUACUGGUGCUGACUUGUUGGUUAGGAGGUUUUGUGCAUUCCUUUAUCCAGACCAUUCUUACUGUACAACUGCCUUUCUGUGGCCCCAACCUGAUUGACCACUACUUCUGUGAUGUCCACCCUUUACUGAAGCUGGCUUGCACAGACACAUAUGCAGUGGGGCUCAUUGUGGUGGCCAACAGUGGCAUGAUUUCACUGAGCUGCUUUGUCAUUCUUGUGGGCUCUUACACUGUCAUCUUGCUUUCCUUCAAGACCCGCUCAUCAGAGGGGAGGCACAAGGCCUUCUCCACAUGUGCUUCCCACAUCACUGUGGUGAUCUUGUUUUUUGUCCCCUGCCUCUUCAUCUACCUAAGGCCUUCCACCACUUUUACUGAGGACAAGAUGGUGGCUGUGUUUUACACCAUCAUCACACCCAUGUUGAACCCUAUGAUCUAUACCCUGAGAAACAUGGAGGUGAAAAAUGCCAUGAAGAGACUGUGGUUGGGCAGAAAUAGGAGAUACCCUGAUGUGAAGCUCAAUGGGGUUGGUACAGCCUGA
Equus quagga is the source of this 963-nucleotide messenger RNA. Its product is annotated as olfactory receptor 4S2-like. The coding region runs from base 13 to 963 and encodes 316 amino acids. Gene Ontology annotation, cellular component: membrane. The record is from RefSeq and is a predicted model, not a curated record. Gene Ontology annotation, biological process: G protein-coupled receptor signaling pathway. Lineage: Eukaryota; Metazoa; Chordata; Mammalia; Perissodactyla; Equidae. Gene Ontology annotation, molecular function: G protein-coupled receptor activity; olfactory receptor activity. The transcript has a single exon.